AUGGAAACAAUUCAAUCAGUUAUUACAGAAUGGAGUGAUUCAAAAAGUUGGGAUCAUUUAUUUCAACAUAAUUUCAAAGAUUCAAACUGGUCAGAAUUAUUUGACCCAGUAAAUUUCAAAUUCAAAUUUGGUACAACACCAUUUUCUCAAUUCCAAAUUCUUCCAUCAGUUAUUUCCUUAUAUUUAGUUAUAAUUUUUUCAAUUAAAUUUUUAAUGAGAAAUAGAAAACCAUUUUCAUUAAAAUAUGUUUCAAUUUUACAUAAUGCUAUCUUAUGUAUUUGGUCACUUGUUAUGUGUGUAGGAAUUUUAUAUGAAGUUAUUAAAAGAAUUACUGCUGAAGGACCAUUAUUUACAGUUUGUGAAACCGUUUCAGGAUUUGAUAAAGGUCCAGCAUACUAUUGGAGUUAUAUUUUUUAUAUUAGUAAAUUUUAUGAACUUUUAGAUACAGUUAUUAUAGUAUUAAAAAAGAAACCAUUAAUUUUCUUACAUGUUUAUCAUCAUUGUAUCGUUGUUUGGUUAUGUUGGUAUUUCAUGUACAGUGGUUGGAAUCUCCAAUUAUGGGUUGUUUUCUUGAAUACUUUUGUUCAUGUAUUUAUGUAUUACUUUUACUUUCAAACUGGUAGAGGUAAAACAGUUUGGUGGAAAAAAUAUAUUACCAUGAUUCAAAUUAUUCAAUUCAUUUGUCUUGGUAUUGCAGGUCUUUUACAUUCAGCAGCAAUCAAUUUAAAUUCUUCACCAUGUUUCACUCAUUAUCCAGCUUUCAUUUCAGCUUAUUUAAUUAAUUUCUCUUUCCUUUUCUUAUUCUCUCAAUUCUUUGUUAAAUCUUAUUCAAAUAAACCAACUUCAUCAUCAUCAACAACUACUCCAACUAAAACAAAGAAAAUUGAUUAA
Molecule: messenger RNA, 891 nt
Organism: Dictyostelium discoideum AX4
Lineage: Eukaryota; Evosea; Eumycetozoa; Dictyosteliales; Dictyosteliaceae
Product: GNS1/SUR4 family protein
Exons: 3
Coding region: 1-891 (296 amino acids)
Cellular component (GO): membrane
Molecular function (GO): fatty acid elongase activity
Source: RefSeq, a predicted model, not a curated record